This is a messenger RNA of Lolium rigidum, 2291 nucleotides long. RefSeq names its product mRNA export factor GLE1-like. Gene Ontology annotation, biological process: poly(A)+ mRNA export from nucleus; regulation of translational initiation; regulation of translational termination. Gene Ontology annotation, molecular function: phospholipid binding; inositol hexakisphosphate binding; translation initiation factor binding. NCBI's taxonomy places the organism in Eukaryota, Viridiplantae, Streptophyta, Magnoliopsida, Poales, Poaceae. Bases 28 to 1842 code for a protein of 604 amino acids. Gene Ontology annotation, cellular component: cytoplasm; nuclear pore cytoplasmic filaments; nuclear pore. The transcript is spliced from 15 exons. The record is from RefSeq and is a predicted model, not a curated record.
CAGGCGCUCCAAGCCUCCAACGGCACUAUGGCAGUCAGUGCGUUCGCGCGCAUGGAGCUGCGGUGCCCCAGGGAGCUCGACCCCCGCCCGAGCUGGACCCUCGGCGACGUCCUCACCGAGCUCGACGCUCUCCAAGCCACCCGCCUGGCAGCAACGCCCUCGCCCCUCAAGCAGCCGCCGGAGUGGGCUAGCAGCGCGAGGGAGAAGGCCUUCGUGAUGCGGGUGGAGGAGGACGAUGGUUCCGAAGAGGAAGAAGAUAGCAGCGACGAGGAUGCCCGGGCUAUCGUGACCACCGGAGCGAGGUUCUCAUGCAACGAUCUCGAAUUGAGCAGCUUUGAGGAAUCCGAGGAUGAAUUGGACUGCAGCGGUGCAUCAUACAACCUGAUGGAGAAAAGGAGCAUAGAGAAGAGCGUUCUCCUUGAGCUGGAACGCGAGCACCAACUCAAAAUUCAAGAGGAAGUUAGAAGUAAGCUAUCUUCGUUGGAGGUGUGCCACCAAAAUGAGAUCCAGAGAACAGUUUCUGCAUUUGCUCGCCUUCAGAAAGACGCUGAAUCACGAAAAGAGUUAGAUAGAAGGCUAGAUGUCCUGUUCCAGAGAAGAAUUGCAGAAGUACUGGAUAAACACUUGUCUAUGGUCCAAAGUGACCAUGAACAGAAAUCCCAGAUAUUGGAACGGAGAAUAAAAGAUGAUGCAGCUGUUGAAGAAGCUAAAAGACGGGAGCAAUCAAUGAAGGAUGAAAAAAUAAAGCAGGAAAGGACCCGGCAAGAAGCAGAGGCCAGGCAGAAGGCAGCUGCAAAAUUAGCAGCUGAAGCACAAAAAGCAGCAUAUGAGGCUGCUAAAAAGGAAGCUGCAGAAAAGGAAGCUGCUAAAUCGAGGGCAGAAGUAGUUUCCACAUCUGGCCAAACUUCUCAGAACAAUAUUGAUAUCAAAUCAGAAUUACCAGGGAUCAAAGUCUAUGCCAAUAGUUCUGCAUUAAAAGCGGAAUCGCGGGGGCGUGCAUUACAUGAUCAAGUGCCAUCAAACAUUUACCUCAGCAAGGAUUACAGCCGAUAUGACCGACAAAUUGGAAAGUCUAUUAGUAAACUUAUGCCUACUAUAGACAGUGUCAAAGCCAGGGCCAGUGAGCUUAUUAAAGCUUUAGAUGGACAAGAAUGUCCUCGCCCAAUUGCUUGUCGUUUAUUCGCAGACAAGAUGAUUUCAAUAGUGAAGAGUCGAAAUCCAAAGGACAAAACCUUUGGAAAUUUGGCCUUUGCUUGUGGAUAUGUCAUGCUGCUAGUCACUAACCAGGUACCAGAUGCAAUGGAUUAUCUCCUAGCCGAGUUCCAUAAAGUUUGCAUGUACACAGUUCCGAAACAUCUGCAUGCUUUGAAUGCACAAGCACGGAACACAGAUUACUUCAGGCUUAUUGGCUACCAGGAGGAAGAUGGAAAACUUCAGAGCACUGAGGCAUAUUUGGUAAAUGUUGCUGCAUACGUCAAGCUUUAUGCUGCCAUGAUUCAGACAGAAAUCAAGGGUGUGCGGCAUCCACAUGGCUUAGCUGAGGGAUGGAAAUGGCUUGCAAUGUUCCUCAAUUCUCUCCCAGCCAUCACAGCCACUGCUUGUGCCCUUCAUGCUUUCCUCAAGAUGGCUGGGUUUGCGCUUCACAAGAAAUAUGGAUCCCAAUUCAUGAAAAUUCUGGAUGUCAUAUCACGGCAGUUCAUACCAGCUUUGAAAGAACAAGGCCCGAAAGUUCAGGCAGAGGCUAUCAGUAAUCUACAAAAUUAUCUGGAUGACAAAAAAUAUCUGGAGGAGCCAGAAGGGCAGUACCUUGCCCAGCAGCUGCUAUCAAAAGGGUACAUGUGAAUAUCAACACUGGAUCGGCAUGGAGCUAUCAGCUAUGGUGUAUGGGCGCUGGCCACUUGGUCGUUCAUGAUUAGCAGCAGCAGUUUCUAACUGGUUCGCCAUGUGCUCAGAGAGGCAGUAGUAUUCCGUCGAGGGAGUGUGCUGCACGGUUAUAACUAUGGAGAAGCCCAGGACCGUCUUGAAGAUGAAUACUGUUUUAGAUAGCCUUCAUGUAUGGUCUUGAAAGAUAAUUUUUGAUAUCACGGGUUUCUUAUAUUUUUAUGUGGCACAUGUGAUCUUGAACAUGAAUUAGGAUAAGUGGAGGUCAUGCCAUUUGUUGUAUUGCAUGUGUGUACUGUGAGGGCAAAUGUUCCCUCAGUUUGAAGUCAACGUCAUUCCGAAUGUAAUUCCUUUUUUGCGAAAAAAAAUCUGAAUUUAAUUCAGCUGCGUUGAACAAAUUAUUGUUUGUA